AUGAAGGAGAUGGAUCAGAAUCGUGCUAUCCAACUUUUCAACAGAUAUGCAUUUGAGAGCAAUGCUCCUCCAUGUGAAUAUGAUAAAAUAACAAGAGAAAUUGUGAAAAUCACUGGUGGACUUCCACUGUCUCUUGUGGUCAUCGGAUCCUCACUUUACUUGGAAAGUGAAGAAGUAUGCGAUGAUGUAUUAGCCAAGCUAAAGAAAAAGCCUCACAAAGAAGUUCAGGAGGUAUUGAAGGGAAAAUGCAGGUUAAGAGCUCUACAUCUCAUGAGUUGUAAAAGGUUGAUCAAGACACCUAACUUCUCUACAUCCUUUACUUUGGAGAGACUCGUCAUCAAGAAUUGUCAUAGGUUGGUUGAAAUUGACCCAUCCAUUACUAUGCUGCAGCAUUUGAAGCACUUGGAAAUUAAGGGGUGUAUUCUUUUGUGGGUGCUUAAGGGAGCUCCAACCACGCUCAACCUAGACAUGGGACGUCAAUCAUGGCUAGACUCAUUAGGUAAUCUAAAGCGUCUAUCAACACUAAGGAUGGAAAAUCUUGCACUCCUUCAACUUCCGGAUUCAAUUGGAGAGAUACCUGGUCUUCAAGUGUUGUCUUUAUGUAAUUCAUUUGUAAAGAAACUUCCAAAGUCAAUUAGGAAAUUGAAAAAUCUAGUCAAGUUGAUUAUAUUGUCCACAAACAUUAUUGAGCUGAUUGAUUCAAUCGGAGAGCUUAAGAGAUUGGAGAUUCGAGACAUGGAAGGAUGUAAAUUAAGAAAGCUUCCUAAGACGAUAGGGAUGUUGAAGAAGCUUGAAGAAUUAGAUUCUUCAAUUUGCAUAUUUUUGGAGGGAGAAAUUCCAAUGGAAAUUGGGGAGCUAUCAUCUUUGAAAGAGCAAAAUUUAUCAGGAACCCAUAUUUAUGAGGUGCCACCAAGUAUUAGUCGGCUUUCUCAACUUACGAGAUUGACUAUGGGUGGUUGUGAGGAGCUUUGA
Messenger RNA from Eucalyptus grandis, 972 nucleotides. Its product is annotated as disease resistance protein RUN1-like. NCBI's taxonomy places the organism in Eukaryota, Viridiplantae, Streptophyta, Magnoliopsida, Myrtales, Myrtaceae. The record is from RefSeq and is a predicted model, not a curated record. Gene Ontology annotation, biological process: defense response to fungus. Bases 1 to 972 code for a protein of 323 amino acids. The transcript has 2 exons.